Trematosphaeria pertusa is the source of this 2498-nucleotide messenger RNA. RefSeq lists its product as uncharacterized. The record is from RefSeq and is a predicted model, not a curated record. The transcript has 3 exons. Bases 125 to 2401 code for a protein of 758 amino acids. NCBI's taxonomy places the organism in Eukaryota, Fungi, Ascomycota, Dothideomycetes, Pleosporales, Trematosphaeriaceae.
CUUGGCGGCGGCAGCUGAGAACGUGACGAGGCUGAAGUGCAGGCAGCAUUUCCAAGGCUGAGCGCAGAAUCUUGAUAUAGCAAUGAACUUCCUGCUCUAACCUACUCAAGAGCUCAAAACGAUAAUGUCGACACAGACAGAUCCCCAGACACAGGCGGCGCUGGCCGCAAACAAGAUAGCCUCCGCGGCCAUGGGGAUAUCGAUCGCGGCCCUCCUCAUGGCCUAUCUGCAAUUGCUGCUGGGGAACAUCAUGUCGGGGAAUGCACUAUGGAAGACAAAUCACGCCGCGAUUGGGGUUUCCGCGUCUCAUCGCUCGUGGAUUCCUGGUCUGAGAAGGCUCAAGAUCCGAUAUCCCCAGAUCAACUUCAGAAUCAGAAAUAUCCUGUUUGAGAUUCAUGAGUCCGCCGAUCGGGGUAUUGUGAAUACCUUCAUGAGCAGCUUCGCCAAGCAUCAUGGCUACGAGUGGAGAAGAAUUCCCAGCGGAGAUUGGGUGUCGUCUAAGCACAUAAGUGACGGAACGACUGUAUUGUGCGAAGCAAAUGGCCGGCCCUUACAAGUCGGCAUUCUACCAGUUCCGACGAGGCUUUAUUACCAACUGUGGCGCCUUGUGAAUCCUAUAUUCUCUCCCGACCGCCCUCGAGCCACUUGGGCACAAGUAAUCCAGGCGUUAGGCAUUACCGAUACCUCUUCCCUCGUCGUCAAUAAACUCGACGCUGAUACCAUUCCCUCCGGGAUUGAUGUUCCAAUCCAACGACUCAGACUCUUUGAUCUUGGUCGUCUAGCGCUAAUUAUGGGCUGUACAACGGUGGAGAUCGAUGUGAUGAACCGCUUCUUCCGAGCCGUGGGCCCGUUUUGCACACUCUCCACCGACGACAUUCCGACCUUUGGAAAAGCGAUACGAUUCGAAGGAGACAUUUAUGCCAUCAACAGGGAUAAAUGGCGGUUCCAGCCUGUCUCGUCGAUGUUUGCAGCCUUAGAACUGGCGGAAGGGCGUCUAGCUGUGUCGAGAUAUUUGAUACCAUCCAUGACGUCGUUCACUCACCACAACUAUUGGGAUCUUAGCUCAUGGGAGUCAACACUAUCGCCCGUCAACCUCGUCUUCCAAGCCGAGACAUUGGACGCAUGCGAAAGAAAUACUGAGCUGGCCUUGGAGCACACAUCGACCGAACAUAUCUCGCACCCUUUCCAGAAGUGGCAACUGAAAACUGUGCUCACUAUACCGUCUAUGGUCGCAGUUGCGUCUUACGCUGGAUUGCCUAAUGCCUUUUGUGGUUUCCCAUCCGGAGUGCUGCUGUCCGCGCUGAAGGGCUGGGUUCAGGUCCAAGCAGACGAAAUUACCCAGCAGAACAAUGCGCUUCCUAAUGUAGAGAAAGCCUUUAAUGGCUCCAUCUCGGCAUGGAGGUAUCUGCGCGUGGGUGAAAUCGCGUUUCUGGAACGCCGAUCUCAGAUCGUCAUGACUCCUGUUCCAUGGUACACUACAGCAGCAUCAGGGUUGGAAGGACAGCUAGGAUGGGCGUACGCUCGACUGCCGCAGGAAUUGAGGGACUCGAUAUGGGGCCCGCCACCGAGUCAUCCCACUCCCGUAUGGAGCCGUGGCACAGGUCUGGUGAUGCCACCCUGUCUCCUCCUACUGGAGCGUUAUGACCCGGCCGUAUGGGCAGAAGACAUCCGGAAACAGUAUCGCGAUAUUGAAGGAGAGCUGCACCCUUCCAAGGUUCUUUGGUUCCAGACCUUGCUUAUUGACAUCGCUAUUCGGCUGCAGAUUAGAGGCAAAUCUGAGCGAGCACACGACGAGGACAAACGCCGCGAGUCUGUUCCUCAAGAGCAAGGUUCUAUCCCCGAGGCAGAGUGCAUUGUGAAAGCGAUUGCGAGCAGUUGUCUGUGGAACUUGGAAGGGAGCUAUCUCGAUCAAGUCCCUAGUCCGAAGACUGAGCCACCACAAGAUCAGCAUCCCCGCCUUGGUUUACAAGGGCCCAUCUCUGUCACUGAGCUCCAACCACCAGAAGCAGGCUAUGUUGGUCGGGCGGGUACUCUCCCCUCGCCACGAUCCAACGACACACUUCAGACUGAAGCGCCAAGAGACGAGCCUCCUCAUCCAAUAACAGAAUGCGCACAUUCUUCGCCGCAACCGACCCGUCCUACCCCUCGGGAUGAGCCUCCAGAGUCAUCCUCCCCUGAACAGCGUAGAGAGUAUGUGCCUUGGGACUUACACAGGGCACUCCUCACGCACUGCGACUUCUACAGCCAGUUAAAACCGGAGCAAGCCGAGCUCGAGCACAAGCGCCUUGCUAUCCUCCUGAAGCUACGCGCGCUUUUCUUCAUCGCAUUCUUGAUGUCGGGGCCGGAUUCGAGCCAGGUGUUUGACGCUCGGCAUAGCCAGGCACAGGUUCCUAUGAUAUAGCAGAGGAGACUUGAGGGAGCAGCUAUGGAAACGGAGAUCAAGAUGUUGAUUGCGGAAUGCGUUUGCUUGCUGUUACGUCGCUCCAAGGCGGAUAGUG